This is a messenger RNA of Camelina sativa (false flax), 699 nucleotides long. Lineage: Eukaryota; Viridiplantae; Streptophyta; Magnoliopsida; Brassicales; Brassicaceae. The record is from RefSeq and is a predicted model, not a curated record.
AUGGCUGUUGUCAAUCCUGAAACUGUUCCUCUUAAUACCGAAUCAGUUCUCAACAUUAACAUGUCUCAUGUUACUCGUCUUACCAGCUCCAACUACCUCAUGUGGAGUCUUCAAGUCCGUUCGUUUCUUGACGGUCAUGGCCUCUCCGGUCACCUUGAUGCUGCUGCUACUGUCCCUGCUGCUACCAUCGCUGGACAGCCAAAUCCUAACUUCGUCAAGUGGAGUCGUCAGGACAAUCUCAUCUACAGUGCCUUGAUUGGCACAAUUACGGUCACCCUUCAACCCCUUGUCUCCCGCACCACCACCGCGUCCCAGAUCUGGACCAAGCUUGCCUCCACCUAUGCGAAACCCAGUCGUGGGCACAUCAAACAACUGAAGACUCAACUCAAAAACUUUACCAAGGGGCCAAAAUCCAUUGAUGAAUAUGUUCAGGGCGUCACCAACCGCCUUGAUCAACUUGCGAUUCUCGGUAAGUCGUACGAUCAUGAAGAUGCCAUUGAACUCAUCCUUGAUGGUCUCCCGGAAGACUACAAAACGGUGGUCGAUCAGAUUGAAGGGAAAGACACACCUCCCUCUCUGACUGAAGUUCAUGAACGCCUCCUCAAUCAAGAAGCCAAGUUACUCAGUGUUGUCUCCACCACAGCCCAACACUCUGUUUUUUCCGAUCUCCGCCAACAACGUUCAACAACGCAACAAUAA